AUGGGCGCGGGGGCGCUCGCCCUGGGCGCCUCCGAGCCCUGCAACCUGUCAACCGCCGCGCCGCUCCCCGACGGCGCGGCCACGGCGGCGCGGCUGCUAGUGCCCGCGUCGCCGCCCGUCUCGCUGCUGACCCCCGCCAGCGAGGGAUCCGCGCCGCUGUCGCAGCAGUGGACGGCCGGCAUGGGCCUGCUGAUGGCGCUCAUCGUGCUGCUCAUCGUGGCGGGCAACGUGCUGGUGAUCGUGUCCAUCGCCAAGACGCCGCGGCUGCAGACGCUCACCAACCUCUUCAUCAUGUCCCUUGCCAGCGCUGACCUGGUCAUGGGGCUGCUGGUGGUGCCGUUCGGGGCCACCAUCGUGGUGUGGGGCCGCUGGGAGUACGGCUCCUUCUUCUGCGAGCUCUGGACCUCGGUGGACGUGCUGUGCGUGACGGCCAGCAUCGAGACCCUGUGUGUCAUCGCCCUGGACCGCUAUCUCGCCAUCACAUCGCCCUUCCGCUACCAGAGCCUGCUGACCCGCGCGCGGGCGCGGGCCCUCGUGUGCACCGUAUGGGCCAUCUCGGCCCUGGUGUCCUUCCUGCCCAUCCUCAUGCACUGGUGGCGGGCCGAGGGCGACGAGGCGCGCCGCUGCUACAACGACCCCAAGUGCUGCGAUUUCGUCACCAACCGGGCCUACGCCAUAGCCUCGUCCGUCGUUUCCUUCUACGUGCCCCUGUGCAUCAUGGCCUUCGUGUACUUGCGGGUGUUCCGCGAGGCCCAGAAGCAGGUGAAGAAGAUCGACAGCUGCGAGCGCCGCUUCCUCAGCGGCCCCACGCGGCCGCCCUCGCCCGCGCACUCGCCCGCGCCCCCGCUCCCGGCCGCCGCCGCCUCCCCGGUGGCCAACGGGCGCGUCAGCAAGCGGCGGCCCUCGCGCCUCGUGGCCCUGCGCGAGCAGAAGGCGCUCAAGACGCUGGGCAUCAUCAUGGGCGUGUUCACGCUCUGCUGGCUGCCCUUCUUCCUGGCCAACGUGGUGAAGGCCUUCCACCGCGACCUGGUGCCCGACCGCCUCUUCGUCUUCUUCAACUGGCUGGGCUACGCCAACUCGGCCUUCAACCCCAUCAUCUACUGCCGCAGCCCCGACUUCCGCAAUGCCUUCCAGCGCCUGCUCUGCUGCGCGCGCCGGGCCGCCCGCGGGAGCCACGCGGCCGCCGGGGACCCGCCGCGCGCCUCGGGCUGCCUGGCGGUGGCCGGGCCGCCGCCGUCGCUCGGGGCCGCCUCAGACGACGACGACGACGACGUCGGGGCCUCGCCGCCCGCGCGCCUGCUGGGGCCCUGGGCCGGCUACAACGGUGGGGCGGCAGCCGACAGCGACUCGAGCCUGGACGAGCCGAGCCACCCGGGCUGUGCCUCGGAAUCCAAGGUGUAG
This is a messenger RNA of Mesoplodon densirostris (Blainville's beaked whale), 1401 nucleotides long. It is a transcript of the gene ADRB1, whose product is annotated as adrenoceptor beta 1. The transcript has a single exon. The record is from RefSeq and is a predicted model, not a curated record. Gene Ontology annotation, cellular component: membrane. NCBI's taxonomy places the organism in Eukaryota, Metazoa, Chordata, Mammalia, Artiodactyla, Ziphiidae. Bases 1 to 1401 code for a protein of 466 amino acids. Gene Ontology annotation, biological process: positive regulation of heart rate by epinephrine-norepinephrine; norepinephrine-epinephrine-mediated vasodilation involved in regulation of systemic arterial blood pressure; adenylate cyclase-activating adrenergic receptor signaling pathway. Gene Ontology annotation, molecular function: beta1-adrenergic receptor activity.